AUGUCAGAUACACAGGUUGCUCACUGCUCCAGGUUUCCCCUGUUCUGUGAAAGGGAACUCUGGGUUGGAUGGAGAGAUGGGUCUUUCCCCGCCAGCCCAUCAGAUUAUAUGAAUCUGGUUUGCAUGUGUGCACUCAGCGCCCUCCAUGCGAAUAAUCGCGCACUAUUCAGUGAUGGCAACCCCACGUCAGAAACAUCAACACUGGCGCAGGCUUACCUAAACGAAGCAGAGACACUAGUCGCUAGUCGCGAUAAGACUACUGAACCUAUAGAGCUUAUCCGCUCUUACGGAUUCUUGGCUUUGGUGGGAGCUCAGAGCGGGGAUAGUGUACUGCUUCACAAAUACCUGGGCCUGUUCCAUACAAUAUCGUCUCGGACAAACUUUCACGACGAAGCCAAUUGGGCAGCCGAGAUCAGUGACUGUGAGAGAGAAGUCAGGCGUCGUCUUUGGUGGGCUAUGUACAGACUCGAAGUCCAUACCGCGUGCAUGUUUGGUACAAUGAUGCGAUGUUCAGAAACUCAAUGCGACGUAGGAUACCCGUCAGGUCUCCAUCAUCCUGCCUUUGUGCCAGGGCGUGAUGGACAGUUUGAAGACUGGUUUUCUGGUUGGAAUCUCACAACGGACCUGUAUCGUCUGCUGGAACAUGCUGUGUUGAGCCUCCGCUCCAGACGCCGGAAACAAAAGUCAAUACUGCAAGACUACUACGGACCGGAUAUCUCUCAGAUCAUGUCCAGACUUUCAGAGCUACAAGGCGAGAUUCUCCCACAAUUUGAGUCAGUCGCGUCUCGAUCGUCUGACAGCGGCCGAAAUCGAUGCGGCUUCCAAACGUGCAACAUUCUCUGUACCAUUCAUCUUGCCCGGAUGAUGGCUUCGCUCGCCAACCAACAAGGUAUUCAAAGUGUAUGUCAAGCCGCACGAGAUAUGAUGGAGAAUAUGAGCUCAAUUCUAGAUGAGUACAUACGUGCUACAGGAUCGCCGCUGUUGCAACAACUUGCUGGAGUAGGCCACAUGCUAUUGAGUACAGCCAAGAAAGAUGGGGCGACGAGCUCUCACUAUCAGGACUUCCGAGAGGUGGUGACUCUGAUCGUUGACCUUCUGGCCCGCUUCAGCGAGUUUAGUUCUCUGGCUGCGGAUGCGAGGACCAGAAUAUGUGCCGAGUUACGAGAGUUUGACGAGAAUGUCCAAAGUCUUGACCAAACUUCGGUAAUCGAGAGGGAUGAGAGCAUAGACGAAGUCUCUGAUCCAAUGUCAUACUUGGAUCUUGCGAUACUUGAUGGGCCAUUCGAUGACCAGGAUUUCAUGAACGCCAACCUACUGAAAGGAUUUGCCUGGCCAGAUCUAGGAUAA
This is a messenger RNA of Fusarium coffeatum, 1347 nucleotides long. RefSeq lists its product as uncharacterized. NCBI's taxonomy places the organism in Eukaryota, Fungi, Ascomycota, Sordariomycetes, Hypocreales, Nectriaceae. The transcript has a single exon. The record is from RefSeq and is a predicted model, not a curated record. Gene Ontology annotation, biological process: DNA-templated transcription. The coding region runs from base 1 to 1347 and encodes 448 amino acids. Gene Ontology annotation, molecular function: zinc ion binding; DNA binding.